Molecule: messenger RNA, 2049 nt
Organism: Raphanus sativus (radish)
Lineage: Eukaryota; Viridiplantae; Streptophyta; Magnoliopsida; Brassicales; Brassicaceae
Product: putative transcription factor bHLH041
Exons: 8
Coding region: 135-1697 (520 amino acids)
Molecular function (GO): protein dimerization activity
Source: RefSeq, a predicted model, not a curated record
CUCCCUCCAUCUCUCUCUUGUUAUCACAUAAGCUAAGAAAUGGAGCUCUCUAAUUAUCUAUCCUCCUUCUUCAUCAUCUUCAUCAUCAAAUUCUCAUAAUCUUCUGUUGUGUUUGAGAGAGAGUGACAUCCUUCAUGGACGCAAUCUUCUUAACGGAUGAUCCGAAUACCCGAAAACAGUUAAUCGGGUCGCUAGCUCAUUCUCUUGGAUGCAUCUACAUUUCUCUCUGGUCCUAUUAUUUUCCUCGACCUUCUAACUACUUGAUAUCAUUCGAUGGAUAUCUCAAUGAAUCAUCUCACGAGCCUUCUACGUCUACUGGAAGUUUAGCCAGAAGAUUGUUCCAUGAAUAUCGCCAAUCCAUCAUCCCUCUCCAAAAUGGACAUAUACCAAGCAUGGCGUUUAUGAAUAACCUCCCAUACUUGGAGAUUCGGACGCAAGAUAUACAAAGACUUGCUUCUAACGAUGCACAACGUCUCUUCUAUCAGGAAUCCAGGAUUCAGACGGUGAUAUUCAUGGGUUGUCGGAGCGGAGAGAUCGAACUCGGAUUUACGUACGAUGCUGCAAAUAUGAAAAUAGAAGCAAGUCUUCGAGAUUGGUUCCCUGAAGAUUUCAGUAGAAAGACUUCUCCGGUCAACUCCGACUAUCUCUGGCCACCGCCUCCUCCUUCUUCAUCUUCUUCCUCUCUUAGAUCACUAGACAGUCCCCAAAACGCCUCAGAAUAUUCAUCUCUCUUAUUCCCACUCAUCCCUAAACCUUCAACGACGACUGACGCCGUUAACGUUCCGCUGCUAGCUCCGGGCACCACAGCAACAACGACCAACAUGAUCCAUCAGCAACACCAAGAGCCUUUGUUUCGCAACCGCGAACAUGAGGAAGAAGUAAUGGCACGAGCUAUCUUAGCGGUUAUAACGGCGUCUUCAAGUCCUUCCUCUACUUCUUCAUCGCCGCAGCGAAAAGGAAGGGCCACCGCUUUUAAGAGAUACUACUGCAUGACUAGCGGCGGCGGUGGGAGCGGUGUACGGAGGCAAAGUAUGAUGAAAAGAGCGAUUUCGUACUACAAUAGGCUUAACAUUGACCGGAGAGAGCGUUUUGUUAGGGAAAACGCUACAGACGGCGGCGGUGAUGGAAGCGGUGGCGGGCGUGUGCCAACGGCAACGCAGUUGCAUCAUAUGAUAUCGGAGAGGAAACGGCGAGAAAAGCUUAAUGAUAGCUUUCAAGCAUUAAGAUCUCUCCUUCCUCCUGGAACUAAGAAAGAUAAAGCAUCGGUCCUAACAACUGCAAGGGAGCAUCUAACUUCUUUGCAAGGCGACAUUUCGAAACUACUAGAGAGAAAUCGAGAGCUGGAGGCUAAGCUAGCGGGAGAAAGAGAGAUGGAAAAUGUUUUACAACCCGAUGAGAGGUUUAAUGUUAGUAUAAUACAUAUACCCGAAUCCACAUCCAGAGAAAGGGUUUUGGAUCUAAGAGUUGUUCUAAGAGGAGACAACAUUAGGGCUGAUGAUUUGAUCAUAAGGCUUCUAGAGUUCUUAAGGCAAAUCAACAAUGUUAGUUUAAUAUCAAUCAACGGUAAAGCCCGAACUAGCGAAGAUGGAGUUACUACGAUCGUUCUCGUGAGCUUUAGGCUCAAGAUUGAGGGUGAAUGCGACGAAUCAGCCUUCCAAGAAGCAGUCAGAAGAGUUGUUGCUGACUUGGCUCACUGACAACAAGAUUAUUCCUAAAUCCUAACUAUAUAUUUAAUUCGUAUAAUCAUACUUUAUUUCCUCUUCUAAGCUUACAACUUAAUAAUAUACAUAUUAAAUUAAUGAUCGAUGUUAUUUGUCUGUUUUGGUUAUGCUCGCGUUCGGCGGCUCAUAUCGUUUUCGAUGGUCCUCUUCUUGUUCUUAUUACUGUGGACUGUUUCAGCCAUUCAUCGCUAUUCCGUGAAUCAAUCUUGACCCAUUGUUUCUGUCUAUUUUAUUGUUGCUAGCGUAUAUAUAGUUUUGUAAUAGGCAAUAUUUAUUUAGUAGAAGCUGGCUGAUGUGAACUUUUCUUUAAAAAUACAUGUUGGUAUCA